GAACCGACAGCUACGGAAUCUGUUAAUUCCCCUGGCCUUGGACUUACCUUGUCGUAGCGAAUAUUUAUUUCUGUGACAUCAUUCUACCAUGCUCUCUACUUCGGCCAAAUCUUAUACACAGAAACCAAUAUGUCUCGAUGGCCGGGGAACUCACUCCGACGCAAUCUCAUGCCUCGACUUUCUAGACGAAGAUCGACGCAUCAUCACCUGCUCCGAAGACGGUUCUAUCCAAGUUCGGGAGGUGGACACAGGUCAAGUAGUGAGUGGCCCCUGGACAGAUGCAGGAAGUGGGGCUGUCCACGCCAUGGCAGUGUCGCCAAAUCACAUGGAAAUCGUGACUGGCAGCCAGGAUGGCAGGAUACGCCUGUGGACGGUGGCCACCGGGAAAAUGACCGGAAAAUGGAAGCAAGCUCACAGCCUCGCAAUCUUGUCUGUCUGCUGGAGUCCAGAUGAGUUACACAUCGCCAGUGGGUCUGAAGACGGAACGGCGAUCAUCUGGGAUACCAAGCAAAGCGAUAUCGUGGGACAUCCCAUCAGAACUGCCCACCCACAUGUAUAUGCAGUACACUAUUCAUCCGACGGUACAACGCUCGUCACAAGCGGAUAUAACAACACAAUCACUUUUUGGGACGUCAAGACAAGAGAGGCGCUCCGCUUUGUAGAACCAUGUCAUGCAUCGCAGCAGGUCCACUGCGUCAUCUGGACCUCAUAUGAUAGAAUUUUCCUGGGAUGUAGUAAUGGAAUCGUACAGACAAGAGCUAAUGCUCAAGGGAAAGUCGCCCGUCUAGGCGAACGUACUAGUCCUAUCUGUGCCAUGGUCUUGUCUCAAGACGAGCUUUUAUUGGCGACCGCUUCUCUCGAUAAUACCAUCUCCCUAUGGGAUCCAAAAACCAACCAGUCAGUUGGUCGGCCUUUGGACCAUCCUAGUGGCUUGAGGUGCGCAGCUUUCGCAAGAAACAGCAGACUGCUCGCCACUAGUGGUGUCGACAAGAACGUGUAUAUCUGGAAUCUUCAGGCGUUGUUUAAAGAUGUCAAUGCUACGGUCAGCGAGUCAGGACCAUCACCGGGAACGUCUAUAGCUGGUCGCUCACUGAUCAAUAUUGAUGCAAGUACUUGUCCCGCCAGUAAUAACAGACGAAAGGAUCCACGGCACAGCGAUACCGAUGUGCCCGAUAGCACGCAUAGACUACCAGGCCCUUUUGAUGCGGCAACAAACAUUCGUAACCCGUCGCCUCCCAAUCCAAGACCAUGGGAUGAGCGUAGCAUCGCGCAGUCGAAUUCCUCAACCAGAACUGUCUGCCAAGUCGCUGGGGAGGUCUGUCGCACACUUCAUCUGAUAAUUUAGUCGAGUUGUGACACACCUUGCCACUAGGCAUUCAGUCGUCCGAGAUCAUUUUCACGCACACGUGCCGUUGGAGUGGGGCACGGUCACAG
Suillus subalutaceus is the source of this 1434-nucleotide messenger RNA. RefSeq names its product WD40-repeat-containing domain protein. Gene Ontology annotation, molecular function: protein binding. The transcript is spliced from 5 exons. NCBI's taxonomy places the organism in Eukaryota, Fungi, Basidiomycota, Agaricomycetes, Boletales, Suillaceae. The record is from RefSeq and is a predicted model, not a curated record. Bases 89 to 1345 code for a protein of 418 amino acids.